CGUGAACGCAGCAUCAGCAGCUUUGCGACGUUAAAAGCAUCCGCAGCUUUGACGGGACUGGGAGUUAAAUAACCUCUAAAUUACGGAACGUGGGUUGCCAGGUUGGGCCGGUUCCAGCCCAGUCGGAGAGAGAGAUGCCGCUUUUCUUCCGGAGGAGAAAACCCAGCGAGGAAUCGCAGAAGAAACUGGAAUAUCAGCUGUGGAGGUCGAAGGAAGUGGGAGCUGAUGAAAUCCUGGACGUUUCCGGCUGUGAACUUUCGGAGGUCCCGUCAGGCGCCUUCUCCAUCUGCAAGGUGUUACAGAAGAAGGUUUUAAUUCUCCACAACAACGAGCUGAAAUACCUACUGCCCAAAGGAAGUGACAUCAGCGCUCUGGCCACAUUAAAGGUUCUGGAUCUGCACGAGAACCAGCUGACGUUUCUCCCCGACGACAUCGGGAACCUGCGGUCCCUGCAGAUUCUCAACGUGGAGAAAAACCGACUGAAGAAAGUUCCAGAAUCCACCGGGAAACUGCGGCUGCUGCAAACGCUCAACCUGAAGGGGAACUGCCUGGACUCGCUGCCGUCCUCCCUCGGUUCCCUCAGCAGCCUCCGCUCGCUGGACGUUAGCGACAACGACAUCGCCGAGCUUCCCCGAGAGCUCGGCCACAUCCGCACCUUAGAGAGCGUUAGCCUGGACGCCGCUAGCAUGUCGUUCCCCCCCGCGGCCGUUUGCAGCGAAGGAACCAAGAGCAUCCAGCAGUUCCUGUGCUCCGUUCUAGGUACAGAGUACUUCCCUCCCUCCCAGUACCUUCUCCCAGUACUAGAGACGGAUUGUGGAAGUUGCAGUUCCGACACGACGGACGGUUCCGAGGAGACCUGGCAGAACAAGUUCAGUGACUACGAGAAACGGAAGGAGCAGAAACAGGCGGAGAAGAUUCUGUUUGAGCAGCAACUGGAGCAGAAACAGAAGGAGCAGCAGUUUCUGCUGCUGAACAACAACCACAAGGAGGACAUGCUCUGUUCUGUUAGACAGGAGCAGCAGCGGCUGGCGCAGGGCUUCCUGCAGCAGCAGUUUACCCAGAAUGCCGAGCGGCUGCAGCUGCUGGAGACGGUCCGCCGGGCCGAGGACGGACUGAGCGGACGCAUCACGGCGUUGCUAGGCAACAACACCCGGCAGAGGAAGAGCUCGCAGUUCCUGAUGGAGAUGGAGGAGGACAGGAUUCGGAUGGAGCACCUGACGGCCAUCACGCAGGAGGAGGCCAGUUCGCUGAGGAAGAGGGACGUGGCAGUGGCCAUGCAGACGAUGCUAGCAGAUAGCUGCAGCAUGAUUCUGCUACAGGAAGCUAACGACGGCCGCCGCCAGAGCCUGAUGUCGGAAACCUACCGGAGCAUGGAGAACUUGGACAGGAAGUUCCACCAGAUGUUUUCCCUCCAAACGCUGGACAAGAACAAAGCUGUUGCUCAGAUUCUACAGGAGGAGCAGAUCCAGAAAACAGCGUUCCAGGCGCUGCAGGUGCAGAAAGACGCCGUUCACAGCAACAUCCGGACCCAGAUCAAGCUAAUAGAGGAAGAGCUAACGCAGCUGACUAAACUGGAGAUCAAGCGGCACAGUCUGGACGCCGAGAGCCUGGAGGAGGUGCUAACUAGCCAGCGCGCGGCGCUGAGCGAGCUACUGCAGCAGCUGAUGAAGGAGCGGGAGCAGCGCGAGACGGAGCUACGGCAGGUUCUGGUGGAGAUCGAGCUGAAGUCCGAGUGCAACCAGCAGAAUUAUUGGAUGAUCCAGUACCAGCGGCUCCUGGACGCCAAGCCGCUGUCGCUGCGCAUGCAGGAGGCCGGCGUGGAGAAGGAGCUGGUCCAUCUGCUGAGUCGUCUCUCGGCCCAGCACUUCCUGCCCGUCCUGGCGCAUCAUCGCGUUACCACGGCAACGCUGAGCCGCAUGACGGAGGCCGACCUGGAGCAGCUGGGAAUCGCUGAGUCAGGAAUCCAGAAGGCUCUGCUGGAUUGGAGCAGACAACGACACUCACCAGCAGGAACCUCCAAAAGCGUCCAGGACCAGGAAGCAGAAGCCCCGCCCCCCUCGGCCGCCGGCCCCGCCCCCUCGGCCCCAAGCCCCUCCCCCCCCGGGACGCCCGUCACCCCGUCGGCGCCGGCGCCCGUCGACGGCCCCGGCAGCUCGGAGUGCGUCGUCUGCAUGGAGACGACGGCUGGGACCGUGUUCCUGCCGUGCGGCCACGUCUGCUGCUGCCGGCUCUGCAGCGACGCGCUACAGAACUGCCCGCUGUGCCGCGCCGCUAUCGCGCAGCGCAUUCGCCUGUACCAGAGCUAAGCCCCGCCCCC
Cololabis saira (Pacific saury) is the source of this 2317-nucleotide messenger RNA. RefSeq names its product leucine rich repeat and sterile alpha motif containing 1 (gene lrsam1). The record is from RefSeq and is a predicted model, not a curated record. The transcript has 24 exons. NCBI's taxonomy places the organism in Eukaryota, Metazoa, Chordata, Actinopteri, Beloniformes, Belonidae. The coding region runs from base 135 to 2306 and encodes 723 amino acids. Gene Ontology annotation, molecular function: protein binding.